Lasiosphaeria miniovina is the source of this 2320-nucleotide messenger RNA. RefSeq names its product ERCC4 domain-containing protein. Gene Ontology annotation, cellular component: Holliday junction resolvase complex; nucleus. The coding region runs from base 302 to 2200 and encodes 632 amino acids. The transcript has a single exon. The record is from RefSeq and is a predicted model, not a curated record. NCBI's taxonomy places the organism in Eukaryota, Fungi, Ascomycota, Sordariomycetes, Sordariales, Lasiosphaeriaceae. Gene Ontology annotation, molecular function: DNA binding; crossover junction DNA endonuclease activity; 3'-flap endonuclease activity. Gene Ontology annotation, biological process: resolution of meiotic recombination intermediates; mitotic intra-S DNA damage checkpoint signaling; double-strand break repair via break-induced replication.
GUCUAACAAGCUGCAAGCAAUUGAACUCUGUCUCCAUGGGAUAACGGACGUGUUCGUUUGAUUUCACCCAUCCAAUUUGGUCUCUGUAGCUACAAUUUUUAGUCGCCUGUUUCUGGCACAUGGUUGCUGAAUUUUUCCUCCCCCCCUUAUUUCCUGUGUUUUCUUUGUGUUUUUUUGUCUUCUUCCUUCUGAGCACUUGCGAGACUUCGCUCGUCCGCCUCGUUAGCUUGUUUGUUUCUAUUCUAUUGCUCUUGAUCUCUUGCCUCUACCACGGAACUGUUUUGAUAUCUAGCCUCUCGUCAUGGCACAAGCUUCCUGUGCCAACCCGCUGAUGCUCGGGUGGGUUAAAGAAUGGUGGGAUACCGCCCGCGAGCGCAACUCCAAAGGCGUUACCACGUUCAAACAUGCAUACGACUCUCUGAAAGCGUGUCCCAUCACCUUUGGCCACCCCUCGUCGCUGCAGCAACUGAAAGGCUUUGGGCCGAAGCUGUGUGAACGUCUCACAGAUAAGCUCAAGCAGCACUGCGAGGAGAAUGGGCUGCCUAUGCCGUCAGUUCCCAGGGGUAAAAAACGGGGCGCCAAUCUAGCGAGCCUCGGAGGCGAUGACGAAGAAGAUGCGUCCUCAGGCCCGGUCAAGAAGCCGAGGAAGGUCAAACAAUAUAUGCCGACAUACCGCUCUGGAGCCUAUGCCUUGGUCCUCGCUCUCUCCACCCUCGAGGAGACCUCGCGGUCGGGCAUGACCAAGACCGAGCUUAUAGAAAAGGCUCAGCCACACUGCGACUCGUCUUUCACCGCCCCUUCUGAUCCGACAAAGUUCUACACAGCCUGGGCCUCCAUGAAAACUCUGGCUCAGAAGGACCUCGUCUACGAGAAGGGCCGGCCCCUGAAGAAAUAUGGGCUGACAGACGAAGGAUGGGAGGUCGCAAAACGCAUCCGACAGGCCGCCAUCGCAAACGGGACUUUGGUUGGCACCGAGACUGGGGCAGGGGCCGGGGCUGGAGGUGUAAACCUGCCCAACACUGUGGCUCAGCCUGCGUCUGGAAGUGGAAGCGGAAAUGCAGCUGCAACUUCGAUUGCGAGACCACCGCAUUCUGGUGGAGCUGCUAUGGCAACCGGGGUUUCUUCUCGUCGCACGGCAACGCCGCUUACCUUUUUUGUUGACGACGACGACGACGGCAGCGUCGACGAUGAGGAUAUCGCAGCCCGGGUUCAGAAUGGAGAGUACGGAAGCGUCGUAGCAGAUGGCGAUAAGGUCCCUGAUGGUACGGCUCUACCUACAUUUACGCCCAUUCGACUGAACCCAGGCAUGUUUACCGUCGAGUUGGUCCUCGACGUCCGCGAAGUCAGGGCCAAGACGGACCGCGACUACAUGCAGGAGGAACUGACCAAGAAAGGAGUCAAGCCAAUCAUGAAGGCCCUGGAACUGGGCGAUGCCCUCUGGGUCGCCAAAUGUAACCGCCCAGGCUGGCUCGCCCGACAAGGCGCAGAAGGCGACGAGGUGGUGCUGGACUGGAUCGUCGAGAGAAAGAGGCUGGACGAUCUGAUCGGGAGCAUCAAGGAUGGACGCUUCCAUGAACAAAAAUUCCGGCUGCGGAGGUCGGGGGUUAAGAACGUCAUCUACUUGGUUGAGGAGAUAUCGAUGGACUCAACCCACUUCCAAAAGUACGAGGAGGCGGUGCAGUCGGCCACUGCGUCGAUCCAAGUAGUUAAUGGCUACUUCCUGAAGAAGACGCAGAAGAUGGACGACACGAUCCGCUACCUAGCAUCCAUGACCAGGCUGCUCAAGAAGCUCUACGAGGCCAAGCCGCUCUUCGUCAUCCCAACGCACAUCCUCACGGCCAAGAACUACAUGCCGCUGCUGAAUCACAUCCGGGAGAAACAGCCCUCGGCCAGCCACCACAUCAGCUAUCCCGCCUUCGCGUCGCUGGCCUCCAAGUCGGACAUGAUGACGCUGCGAGACGUCUAUCUCAAGAUGCUGAUGUGCACAAAGGGAGUCACGGGGGAGAAGGCGGUCGAGAUACAAAAGGUAUGGAAAACGCCCAACCACUUCAUCAAGGCCCUCGAUCAAUGUGGGUCGGGCGAGGAUGGGAAAAAGCAGAGGAUUAGUCUAGUAUCGACACGACUGGGAAAUCUUGUCGGCUGCAAGAAGAUCCCAAAGCCGGUUAUCCAAAAGAUCGUGGAGGUAUGGGGUGAUGCAUAGCGUGGCAUAGGGACGGGUUAUAGAACCUUUUCAAGUCUGUUGGCAGGGGUAAACAGGACUUGACAGACUUAUAGAUGCGGCACAAACCAGCGACAUGUAGGCAUAUCACUUGGGAGGAGG